AUGCGCUAUCAUGCCCUCAUUCGCACCCAUCAUAUAACCUCCCGUAAGAAAGUUGCAGUACUCAAGCGUGCUGCGAACACUCACCAAUGUGCUGUGCUUCUUCGCUCCGGUGGCUGCCCAGGGAUCAUGUACGUCGAAGGGCAGGACCAGACGCAGGUCGAGUCGUGGGUGAGCGCUGUGCGCAAGCUCCGCUACAAAGAUUUCCAGCUAGUGACCCGGCCGGGUCUCCUGGAACCAGAGGAGUCAGAUCAAGGGACCGAUGAUCUACCCUCGGGCUUGUCCGAGGUCGAGAGUGUGAAGGAUUUUGGGAGUUGGAUGCAACGGCGCAGGGUGUGGCAUUGGUGGAGGAGAGGGAUGGGAUACUCUUAG
Molecule: messenger RNA, 369 nt
Organism: Penicillium alfredii
Lineage: Eukaryota; Fungi; Ascomycota; Eurotiomycetes; Eurotiales; Aspergillaceae
Exons: 1
Coding region: 1-369 (122 amino acids)
Source: RefSeq, a predicted model, not a curated record